AUGGUGGAUGUGUCCGAUCGGGAUUUCCGUAUGUUCAUGCGGCUCCUAAGCAGCAAAUGCGAGGUGUGGACAGAGAUGCUGGUAGACCAGGCCUUGGUCCAUAACGAGGAUAUCCCCCGACAGCUUGAGAAGGUCAUAGGCUUCACUGAGGCGGAGCAUCCUAUAGUGUGCCAACUUGGGGGCCAUGACCCCAGCAAGUUGGCAGCAGCUGCCCGGAUUGCACAUCGUCGGGGCUAUGAUGAAGUCAACCUCAACGUCGGCUGUCCGAGCUCUCGAGUAGCCGGUCAUGGCCUCAUGGGAGUCGCGUUAAUGAAGACGCCCGAGUUGGUCCGGGACUGUCUGCGUACGCUGGAUGAUGAAGUGAGCCGGGAGUGGUA
Molecule: messenger RNA, 377 nt
Organism: Perkinsus marinus ATCC 50983
Lineage: Eukaryota; Perkinsozoa; Perkinsida; Perkinsidae
Product: tRNA-dihydrouridine synthase, putative
Exons: 2
Biological process (GO): tRNA dihydrouridine synthesis
Molecular function (GO): tRNA dihydrouridine synthase activity
Source: RefSeq, a predicted model, not a curated record